GAAUUAGCCUAAGUUAUUAAAGAUGGCGGCAGAGCGGAGUCGCUCUCCGAUGGACUCGCCGGUUCCGGCCUCAAUGUUCGCCCCCGAGCCCAGCUCCCCGGGGGCAGCCAGGGCCGCGGCGGCCGCCGCCCGACUCCACGGCGGCUUCGAUUCGGACUGCAGCGAAGACGGCGAGGCGCUCAAUGGCGAGCCGGAGCUGGACCUCACCAGCAAGCUGGUUCUAGUGAGCCCUACAUCAGAGCAGUAUGACAGCCUACUUCGGCAGAUGUGGGAGAGGAUGGACGAGGGAUGCGGAGAGACCAUAUAUGUCAUUGGGCAGGGAUCAGAUGGGACUGAGUAUGGGCUGAGCGAAGCUGACAUGGAGGCCUCCUAUGCCACAGUGAAGAGCAUGGCAGAACAGAUAGAAGCUGAUGUCAUCCUCCUGCGGGAACGUCAAGAAGCUGGGGGCCGGGUUCGUGAUUACCUGGUCCGGAAACGAGUCGGAGACAAUGACUUCCUGGAGGUCAGGGUGGCAGUAGUGGGCAACGUGGAUGCCGGCAAAAGCACGCUUCUGGGGGUCCUGACACAUGGGGAGCUGGACAAUGGCCGAGGCUUUGCCCGUCAAAAACUCUUCCGCCAUAAACAUGAGAUUGAAUCUGGGCGCACCAGCAGUGUGGGUAACGACAUUCUGGGCUUUGACAGCCAAGGCAAUGUGGUGAACAAGCCUGACAGCCAUGGUGGCAGCCUAGAGUGGACAAAGAUCUGUGAGAAGUCCACUAAGGUUAUUACUUUCAUCGAUUUGGCUGGCCAUGAGAAGUACUUGAAGACCACUGUCUUUGGCAUGACUGGCCAUUUGCCUGACUUCUGCAUGCUUAUGGUGGGCAGCAAUGCUGGCAUCGUUGGGAUGACCAAGGAGCACUUGGGCUUGGCACUGGCACUCAAUGUACCUGUCUUUGUGGUAGUCACCAAGAUUGACAUGUGUCCUGCCAACAUCCUGCAAGAAACCCUGAAGCUGUUACAACGCUUGCUGAAGUCACCAGGCUGCCGGAAGAUUCCCGUGCUGGUACAGAGCAAGGAUGAUGUGAUCGUUACAGCCUCCAACUUCAGCUCUGAGAGGAUGUGCCCAAUAUUCCAGAUCUCCAACGUUACAGGCGAGAACCUAGAUCUGCUGAAGAUGUUCCUCAACCUCCUCUCCCCCCGUACCAGCUAUAGGGAGGAAGAGCCUGCUGAGUUUCAGAUUGAUGACACUUACUCUGUGCCUGGUGUGGGGACAGUGGUGUCGGGGACAACACUGAGAGGCCUGAUCAAGCUGAAUGACACGCUGCUACUGGGCCCAGACCCCCUGGGUAAUUUCCUGUCCAUUGCUGUCAAAUCCAUCCAUCGCAAACGCAUGCCUGUCAAGGAGGUUCGUGGGGGCCAGACGGCAUCCUUUGCGCUGAAGAAGAUUAAGCGAUCGUCCAUCCGGAAGGGCAUGGUGAUGGUUUCCCCACGCUUGAAUCCCCAAGCCUCCUGGGAGUUUGAGGCUGAGAUUCUCGUCCUCCACCAUCCCACCACGAUUAGCCCGCGCUACCAGGCCAUGGUGCACUGUGGGAGCAUCAGGCAGACGGCCACCAUUCUGAGCAUGGACAAGGACUGUCUGCGUACCGGGGACAAGGCCACUGUACACUUUCGCUUCAUCAAGACCCCAGAGUACCUGCACAUAGACCAGCGGCUGGUGUUCCGGGAAGGCCGCACCAAGGCAGUUGGCACCAUCACUAAGCUCCUACAGACUACCAACAACUCCCCGAUGAACUCCAAGCCCCAGCAGAUUAAAAUGCAGUCAACAAAAAAGGGCCCUCUGACCAAACGAGAAGAGGGGGGCCCAUCCAGCGGGCCAGCAGUAGGAGCACCCCCACCUGGGGAUGAAGCUUCCUCUCUAGGGGCUGCACAGCCAGCUGUAUCCAGCAGUCUCCAGCCACAGCCUAAGCCCAGCAGCGGUGGCCGGCGACGAGGGGGCCAGCGCCAUAAGGUGAAGUCCCAGGGGGCUUGUGUGACUCCUGCCAGUGGAUGCUGAAUCUUACCUGGUUCACCCCCACCACCCAAGGGGUCCUCACACUCUGGCCACUGCUCUACCAAAAUGACAGAGCAGCUCUGACCGCCACUCGCCCGCCCACCCAGGCCACAGCCAGAGCCUCCGCAUAGCCCCACCCCUAUUUUCCAGGGGGGUUGUAAUUUAUGAGCUGAGGAAGAUGGCCAGACUUCCAGAGGACUGACCAUCUCCCACCCUCUUUCCUCCCUGCCUUCUUCCUCACUCACACUUUUUUUGUACAUCUGGGCCCUGCGUUUUUAUUCUGUUUAUUAUAUGUCUCUGUCUAUAUUUGUGUGUGUGUGUGUGUGUGUGUGUGUGUGUGGCAUUUGGCUACCACUAGGGCCCUGUCAGUCUCUGUCCUUUUUUCCUCCCUGACUGCCCGCCCACCUGCCUGCCUGUGUGUCUCUGUGAGAAUCCUCAGGGCUGUGAGGGGAUGUCAUGAGCUAAAAAAGCCCACCUUCCCUGUCUCACGGCUCCUCUCAGCACUCAGAAGCCCCUUCCAUUGAGCCAGACUGGGCAGAGGGGCUUCUGAGAUUCAGUGUCUGCUGCUGCCAGAGCAGGGAGUCCCCAGUCUAGGACUUGGGGAUUUUAAUAGGGAGAAAUUGAUGGCUUCCCUUUUUCUCUCUCUCCCUCUUUUCCCUUUGAGUCUCCAAACAGGUAAUGCCAAAAGCUCUCCUGUGUGACCAAUAGAUGUGUGGAGGGCAGUGGCAAUGGGAUUAGAGGACUCUUCCUGCCCCAGACUCUGACCCUUGCCACUGACCCAAAGAUAUCUGAUGGGUUUUUCCCAUGGAGACAAUCCUGCUCACCUGGCUGGCCCUCUGCUCCUGCCUUUGCCAAUGUACUCAGCCUGGAAGUGCUCACCUUGGCCUAGAGCUGCUCCUUGCCUGGACUUUGGCUUUUUGUUGGGCUUUAGGCACUGGUUACUAGAUUGCCAUCUGGGUCUGCUCAGGGUUAUGUUUUCUAGCGCCUCUUGUUGCUAAGGGUGGAGGUUGCUCCUCUGAGCUGGGCUGGGACUGGAAUCCCCUUCCCUGCCCCAUGGCCCUAGCGCCAUUGCUACAGAGCACAGCCGUGAAGGGCCUGAGGCCCAGGUUUGGAAGCCCCAAUUGGGGCAUCAGGUUAGGCAGGUAGAGGGGAGUGAAAGAGAUUCUUCUAUGCUUAGCACAGAGCAUUCAGCCCUCUAGAAGUAUCCCUGCCUGGAGUGGCAGCUGGGGUCAUAUAGGCCAUAGGUGGUGACAUAGGCCCCAGCCAGGCAGGACUCAGCUCUGAACUAAAGCCCUCCUUGUAGGGUGGGCUGAUGAGCAGGGGUUGUUCCUUCUCUAGCUGGGGCAGACACCCAGCUGGCUGGGUCUUUCCUCAGCCUUACCUCCUUCCUGUCCCCAACUUUCUCCUUUCCUUCUGGUUCCUGACUGCUGGUCCCUGCUCCUCCUCACCUUCCAGCUCUUUCUACUUACCACUGACCCAUGGCCAUGGACUGAUCAGACCAGCAUCAAAAUAAAAGUUUGUUCCAAGUU
Otolemur garnettii (small-eared galago) is the source of this 3558-nucleotide messenger RNA. RefSeq names its product GTP binding protein 1 (gene GTPBP1). Gene Ontology annotation, biological process: translational elongation. The record is from RefSeq and is a predicted model, not a curated record. The coding region runs from base 23 to 2032 and encodes 669 amino acids. The transcript has 12 exons. NCBI's taxonomy places the organism in Eukaryota, Metazoa, Chordata, Mammalia, Primates, Galagidae. Gene Ontology annotation, molecular function: GTPase activity; GTP binding; translation elongation factor activity.